AUGCCUAAGAACAAGGGCAAGGGCGGCAAGAACCGCAGACGUGGCAAGAACGAGUCCGACCACGAGAAACGUGAACUUACCUUCAAGGAAGAUGGCCAAGAAUACGCCCAGGUCGUCAAGAUGCUCGGCAACGGCCGUCUAGAAGCCGCCUGCUUCGACGGCGUCAAGCGCCUCGGCAACAUCCGAGGCAAGCUGCGCAAGAAGGUCUGGAUCAACCAGGGCGACAUCAUCCUCCUCUCCCUCCGCGAGUACCAGGACGACAAGGGCGACGUCAUCCUCAAGUACACCGCGGACGAGGCCCGCUCCCUCAAGGCCUACGGCGAGCUCCCCGAGAGCGCCAAGAUCAACGAGACCGACACCUACGGCGCCGACGGCGACGCCGACUGCAACUUUGAGUUCGAUGAGGACCGUGAUGAGUCGGAUGACGAUUCUGACGACGCUGGUGGCAAGAAGGAAAUUUCCAUCGACGACAUUUAA
Sodiomyces alkalinus F11 is the source of this 477-nucleotide messenger RNA. Its product is annotated as nucleic acid-binding protein. Gene Ontology annotation, molecular function: RNA binding; translation initiation factor activity. Gene Ontology annotation, biological process: translational initiation. The coding region runs from base 1 to 477 and encodes 158 amino acids. The record is from RefSeq and is a predicted model, not a curated record. NCBI's taxonomy places the organism in Eukaryota, Fungi, Ascomycota, Sordariomycetes, Glomerellales, Plectosphaerellaceae. The transcript is spliced from 3 exons. Gene Ontology annotation, cellular component: cytoplasm.